Capra hircus (goat) is the source of this 15161-nucleotide messenger RNA. RefSeq names its product dynein axonemal heavy chain 3 (gene DNAH3). The record is from RefSeq and is a predicted model, not a curated record. Gene Ontology annotation, molecular function: minus-end-directed microtubule motor activity; dynein intermediate chain binding; ATP binding. The transcript has 62 exons. NCBI's taxonomy places the organism in Eukaryota, Metazoa, Chordata, Mammalia, Artiodactyla, Bovidae. Gene Ontology annotation, cellular component: dynein complex. Gene Ontology annotation, biological process: microtubule-based movement.
AUGAAUGACACAGAUUGCACAUCUCAGAAGAUCCCCAAAAGUGACUCCAUACAUCACAUGAGCCACUCGCAGAUGCGGCCAGAGUUGCCCCCUCUGCCUGCUUCUGCUAACGAAGAACCAUCUGAACUCUAUAAGACAGUCAUGUCACACAGCUUUUAUCCCCCCUUGAUGCAACGCACAUCAUGGACCCUGGCUGCACCCUUCAAAGAGCAGUGCCACCACUGUGGACCCAGCGAUUCCAUUGCCAACAACUACUCCUUGACAGCUCGGGACCUGAAGCUGAAGGACCUGCUGAAAGUCUACCAGCCCGUCACCAUCAAUGUCCCCAGGGAAAAGAUUGUUCAGGGGCUGCCAUCAGGUAUUUCCUGCAGUGUCUCAUCAGAGCCUAACAAGAAGAAAAUGAAGUUCUCCCCCAAAGACAAAGAGGAUCUCACUGGAAUGAAGUCAGCCUCAACUUCCUUACCUGUGAAGAAGGAGGUUGCGACAUCUUUGACUUUCCCAGAAAGCAGACCAAUGAGUCCAGAAGAACAGAUUGAUGUGAUGUUACAGCAGGAGAUGGAAAUAGAAAGUAAAGAAACCAAACCGUCCGAAUCAGACUUGGAGAGAUACUACUACUAUUUGACCAGUGGAAUCCGGAAAGACAUGAUUGCCCCUGAGGAGGACAAAGUGAUGGUUCGGAUUUCAAAGCUGAUUUCAAACACGCUGCUGACAAGCCCCUUCCUGGAACCCCUGAUGGCUGCCCUCGUGAAGGAGAAGGAAAAUGACUAUUACAGCAGCCUCAUGAAAAGCAUUGUUGAUUACAUCCUCAUGGACCCCAUGGAGAGGAAAAGACUCUUCAUUCAGAGCAUCCCCCGGGCAUUUCCUCAAAGGGUGAUCCGGGCCCCUGUGCCCUGGCACAGUGUCUACAGGAAUGCCAAGAAGUGGAACGAAGAGCACCUGCACACAGUGAACCCCAUGAUGCUCAGCCUGAAGCAGCUGUGGUUUUCGGAAUUUAGAGACCUCAGGUUUGUUCGAACAGCAGAAUUACUGGCGGGAAAAUUACCUCUGCAGCCUCAUGAAUAUCAGGAGGUUAUUCAGAAACACUGCAUGGAAGCACGCCAAAUCCUUCUCAACAAAUGGAUCCCCACCUGUGCCCAGCUAUUUGUCUCCCGGAAGGAGCAGUGGAUCCAUUUUGCUCCCAAGAGUGACUAUGACUCCUCUCGUAACAUUGAAGAAUAUUUUGCUUCCGUUGCAUCUUUCAUGUCCCUCCAGCUCAGGGAGUUGGUCAUUAACUCUCUUAAGGACCUUGUUUCCUUCUUCAUGAUACACAAGGAUGGAAAUUAUUUUGAGGAGCCCUACCAAGAAAUGGAGUUCUUUAUACCUCAGCUGAUUAUGAUCAAGCUUGAAGUCAAUGAGCCAAUUAUUGUCUUUAAUCCAUCUUUUGAUGACUGCUGGGAAUUAAUACAUAACUCUUUCUUGGAAAUUAUUAAGAACUCUAAAGGGAUUCCCAAGGUAUAUUUGAUGCCAUCUUCCUCCUUGUGUCUUGUGGAUGUCUUAUGACAUUUAAAAGUGGUUUCUACUCUUUAGGUGGAAUCUAUCCUGUUCCCAGAGUUGAAAGGAUAUAAUCUGAUACUUGGAACUGUUAAUGCUGAUGAAAAACUGGUUUCUGACUUUGUGGAUCAAACUUUCGAGGUAUUUCAGAAAAAUCAAGUUGGUCCCUGCAAAUACUUAAAUGUAUACAAAAAGUAUGAUGACUUAUUGGAUAACACAGCAGAACAAAACAUCACUGCAUUCCUGAAAGAAAAUCAUGAAAUUGAGGAUUUUGUGACGAGGAUCAAUAGCAUUAAAAAGCGGAGAAAUGAAAUUGCAUCCAUGCACAUAACUGUGCCCUUGGCCAUGUUCUGCCUAGACACCAUGACCCUAAAUUAUGAUCUCUGUGAGCGAGCCCAAAAUCUUAAAGACCGUCUGAUUCAAUUCCAAGUGGAUGUAAACCGGGACACCAAUACCAGCAUCUGUAAUCAGUACAACCUCAUUGCCGACAAAGUCAGUGAGAUUCCUAUCAACACUGGGGAGCUAGUAUUCCUCAUUGAAUUCUUAAAGAAAUCCAGCGAUGUCACCGUGUUCAAACUCAGGAGGCAACUUAGAGAUGCAGUUGAACGGCUGGAGUUCUUGAUGGACUAUGCAGAUUUGCCCCGUAAGUACAAUAUUGAAGAUAUCUUUGAAAACAGCCGGAACCUUCUCCUUAGCAAGAGGGAUCAGGCAGAGAUGGACCUCAUUAAAAGGUGCUCAGAAUUUGAAGUGAAACUUGAGGGCUACAGCAAGGAACUGGAAGGUUUUAGGAAACGUGAAGUAAUGACUACAGAAGAAAUGAAGAACAAUGUUGAAAAGCUUAAUGAGCUUUCAAAGAACCUAGAUCAAGCACUGGUGGAAUUUGAGUUGAUCAAUAAGGAGGAGGAGCUGUUGGAAAAGGAGAAGAGUACCUUCCCUCUUCUGCAAACUGUGAUGACCAACAAAGUGCCUUAUGAGCAGCUGUGGGUGACCGCCUAUGAGUUUAGCACCAAGUCAGAGGAAUGGAUGAAUGGACCCCUCUUUUUACUGAAUGCUGAGGAAAUCGCAGAAGAAAUAGGGAAUAUGUGGAGGACAAUAUACAAAUUGACCAAGACCUUAGCGGACAUGCCUGCACCUAGGCGCUUAGCAGAGAAUGUGAAAAUCAAGAUUGAUAAAUUCAAGCAGCACAUCCCUAUCCUCACCAUUUCCUGCAACCCAGGAAUGAAAGACCGACACUGGCAGCAGAUCAGUGAGAUUGUCGGCUAUGAAAUAAAGCCCACUGAAACGACUUGUCUCUCAAAUAUGCUGGAAUUUGGAUUUGGCAAAUUCAUUGAAAAACUGGAGCCCAUCGGUGCAGCUGCCAGUAAGGAAUACUCUCUGGAGAAAAACUUGGAGAAAAUGAAGUUAGACUGGGUUAACAUGACAUUCAACUUUGUGAAGUACAGGGACACUGAUACAAGCAUCUUGUGUGCAGUUGAUGACAUUCAACUGUUACUUGAUGAUCACGUGAUAAAAACCCAGACCAUGUGUGGCUCUCCAUUUGUCAAACCAAUAGAAACUGAAUGCCGGAAAUGGGAAGAAAAGCUAGUUCGUGUGCAGGAAAUUUUGGAUGCCUGGUUAAAGUGCCAAGCCACUUGGCUGUACCUGGAACCAAUCUUCAGUUCAGAGGACAUCAUAGCCCAGAUGCCAGAAGAGGGCAGGAAAUUUGCCAUCGUUGAUAAUUACUGGAAGUCACUUAUGUCCCAAGCUGUGAAAGAUACCAGGGUUUUGAUGGCAGCAGACCAGCCACGGAUGGCUGAGAGACUUCAGGAAGCCAACCUUCUGUUGGAGGACAUCCAGAAAGGGCUGAAUGAUUACUUGGAGAAGAAGAGACUGUUUUUUCCCAGGUUCUUCUUCCUAUCAAAUGAUGAGCUGCUGGAGAUAUUGUCAGAGACAAAGGACCCUCUCCGGGUGCAGCCGCACUUGAAGAAGUGCUUUGAAGGAAUUGCCAAGCUGGAGUUUACAGACAGUCUGGAGAUUGUGGGCAUGAUCAGCUCAGAAAAAGAAAUCGUUCCAUUCAAACAGAAAAUCUACCCAGCUCAAGCCAAAGGCAUGGUGGAAAAAUGGCUCCUGCAGGUGGAACAGAUGAUGCUUGCCAGUAUGCAGGAAGUUAUUAAACUUGGGAUUGAAGCAUAUGUCCAGGUCCCCCGUAAUCAGUGGGUCUUGCAGUGGCCUGGCCAGGUGGUUAUCUGUGUCUCCUCCAUCUUUUGGACCCAGGAGGUUUCCCAAGCCCUGAUUGAAAAGACCCUACCGGAUUUUCUGAAGAAGAGCAAUGAUCAGAUUGCACAGAUUGUUCAGCUGGUGCGAGGGAAGCUGAGCAGUGGAGCUCGACUCACCCUCGGGGCCCUCACAGUCAUUGAUGUCCACGCUCGUGAUGUGGUAGCCAAGUUAUCUGAGGACAAAGUCUGUGAUCUGAACGAUUUCCAGUGGAUCUCCCAACUGCGCUAUUACUGGGAUUCCAAGGAUGUACAGGUGCAGAUGAUUACUACAGAAGCCUUAUACGGCUAUGAGUACCUGGGAAACUCCCCCCGGCUGGUGAUUACACCCCUCACUGACCGCUGCUACAGGACAUUGAUGGGAGCUUUGAAGCUGAACCUUGGAGGAGCCCCAGAGGGUCCAGCUGGGACAGGCAAGACAGAAACCACCAAAGAUCUGGCCAAAGCUUUGGCCAAGCAGUGUGUGGUCUUCAACUGCUCUGAUGGCUUGGAUUACAAAGCCAUGGGGAAGUUCUUCAAAGGACUAGCCCAGGCUGGAGCAUGGGCCUGCUUUGAUGAGUUCAACAGGAUUGAGGUAGAAGUACUGUCUGUGGUAGCUCAACAGAUUCUCAGCAUUCAACAAGCCAUUAUCCGGAAGCUAAAGACAUUCAUCUUUGAAGGCACCGAGCUCUCUCUAAACCCAACCUGUGCGGUCUUCAUUACCAUGAACCCUGGGUAUGCUGGCAGGGCUGAGCUGCCAGAUAACCUCAAGGCCUUGUUUCGGACAGUGGCCAUGAUGGUGCCAGAUUAUGCCCUCAUUGGAGAAAUCUCACUCUACUCUAUGGGAUUUCUAGACUCCAGAAGUCUUGCUCAGAAGAUUGUUGCAACCUACCGCCUGUGUUCAGAGCAACUCUCCUCCCAGCAUCACUAUGACUAUGGCAUGCGUGCUGUCAAGUCUGUGCUCACUGCUGCUGGCAACCUGAAACUCAAGUAUCCAGAGGAGAAUGAGAGUGUCCUGCUGCUCCGCGCCUUGCUUGACGUCAACCUGGCCAAGUUCUUGGCUCAAGAUGUCCCUCUGUUUCAGGGAAUUAUAUCAGACUUGUUUCCUGGAGUUAUUCUUCCACAGCCAGACUAUGCAGUUUUUAUGGAAGUACUAAAUGCAAACAUCAAAAAGAUGAAACUUCAGCCAGUACCUUGGUUUAUUGGAAAAAUUAUCCAGAUCUACGAGAUGAUGCUGGUAAGACAUGGCUAUAUGAUUGUUGGAGAUCCCAUGGGUGGCAAGACCUGUGCUUACAAAGUGUUGGCUGCAGCUCUGGGUGAUUUAUAUGAAGCCAAACAGAUGGAAGAGUUUGCUGUGGAGUAUAAGAUCAUUAAUCCCAAGGCUAUCACCAUGGGGCAGCUGUAUGGGUGCUUUGACCAAGUGAGCCACGAAUGGACAGAUGGUGUCCUUGCCAAUGCUUUCCGAGAGCAAGCAUCUUCUUUGUCUGAUGACCGCAAGUGGAUUAUAUUUGAUGGGCCAGUGGAUGCUGUUUGGAUUGAAAAUAUGAACACUGUUCUGGAUGACAAUAAAAAGCUGUGUUUAAUGAGUGGAGAGAUUAUCCAGAUGAGCCCCAAGAUGAGUCUGAUCUUCGAGCCAGCUGACCUGGAACAGGCCUCCCCAGCCACUGUGAGCAGGUGUGGGAUGAUCUACAUGGAACCCCAUCAGCUAGGCUGGAAGCCCCUGAAGGAUUCAUACAUGGAUACCCUGCCUUCCAGUCUCACUGAGGAGCACAAGGAAUUGGUCAAUGACAUGUUCAUGUGGCUUGUCCAGCCCUGCCUUGAAUUUACUCGCCUUCAGUGUAAAUUUGUGGUCCAAACAUCUCCCAUCCACCUUGCCUUCUCAAUGAUGAGACUAUACUCCUCUCUUCUUGAUGAAAUCAGGGCAAUAGAAGAGGAGGAAAGUGAAUUAUUUGAAGGCCUGACAAGCCAACAGAUCUUCCUCUGGCUACAAGGUCUGUUCCUUUUUGCCUUGGUAUGGACGGUGGCCGGCACCAUCAACGCAGACAGCAGAAAGAAAUUUGAUCUGUUUUUCCGCAACCUGAUCAUGGGUAUGGAUAAUAACCACCCAAGACCCAAAAGCGUCAAACUCACCAAAAACAACAUCUUUCCAGAAAGAGGAAGCAUCUAUGAUUUUUAUUUCCUCAAGCAAGCUAGUGGACAUUGGUGCACAUGGACAGAGUAUAUCACCAAAGAGGAGGAAAAUAUCUCCGCAAAUGCAAAGGUCUCAGAACUCAUCAUCCCCACCAUGGAGACAGCCCGACAGUCCUUCUUCUUGAAAACCUACCUGGACCAUGAGAUUCCAAUGCUGUUUGUAGGACCCACGGGCACAGGCAAAUCAGUCAUCACCAACAACUUCCUUCUUCGCCUUCCCAAAAAUACUUAUCUGCCCAACUGCAUCAAUUUCUCUGCCAGAACUUCAGCCAAUCAGACGCAGGAUAUCAUAAUGUCCAAGCUGGAUCGCCGGCGGAAAGGCCUUUUUGGGCCUCCCAUAGGGAAGAAAGCAGUGGUAUUUGUGGAUGACCUCAACAUGCCAGCCAAAGAGAUAUAUGGAGCACAGCCCCCCAUUGAGCUCCUACGGCAAUGGAUUGACCAUGGUUACUGGUUUGACAAGAAGGAUACUAAUAGGCUGGACAUCGUUGAUGUGCUGCUUGUGACAGCCAUGGGCCCUCCUGGGGGAGGAAGGAAUGACAUUACUGGACGAUUCACUCGCCAUCUGAAUAUCAUUUCCAUCAAUGCCUUCGAGGAUGACGUAUUAACCAAGAUUUUCAGUUCAAUCGCUGACUGGCACUUUGGAAAAGGGUUUGAUGUGGUGUUUUUAAGGUAUGGAAAGAUGAUGGUACAAGCAACGAUGACAAUUUAUAAAGCUGCAGUGGAGAAUUUCUUGCCAACUCCCUCCAAGUCACACUAUGUCUUUAAUCUGCGGGAUUUCUCACGAGUGAUCCAAGGGGUAUUGCUCUGCCCUCACACGCAUCUGCAGGAUGUAGAGAAGUUUAUCCGGCUUUGGAUUCAUGAGGUUUACCGGGUCUUCUAUGACCGUCUGAUUGACCAUGAAGAUAGACAGGUCUUUUUUAACAUGGUAAGGGAAACAACCUCCAAUUGCUUCAAGCAGUCUGUGGAAAAGGUCCUCAUCCACCUAUCACCCACUGGAAAGAUAGUUGAUGACAAUAUCCGUAGCCUCUUCUUUGGAGAUUUCUUCAAGCCAGAAAGUGACCAAAAGAUAUAUGAUGAGAUCACUGACUUAAAACAGCUCACAGUGGUCAUGGAGUAUUACCUGGAAGAGUUCAACAAUAUCAGCAAGGCCCCCAUGUCCUUAGUGAUGUUCAGGUUUGCCAUUGAGCAUAUCUCUAGGAUCUGCAGGGUCCUGAAGCAGGACAAAGGCCACUUGCUCCUGGUGGGCAUUGGGGGCAGUGGGCGGCAAAGUGCCAGCAAACUGUCCACAUUCAUGAACUCAUAUGAGCUAUACCAGAUCGAGAUCACAAAGAGCUACUCAGGCAACGAUUGGCGAGAGGACCUGAAGAAGAUCAUGCUCCAGGUUGGUGUGGCCACCAAAAGUACUGUGUUCCUCUUCGCUGAUAAUCAGAUCAAGGAUGAGUCAUUCGUUGAGGACAUCAACAUGCUUCUGAACACCGGUGAUGUGCCCAACAUCUUCCCUGCUGAUGAGAAGGCUGACAUUGUAGAGAAGAUGCAAAUGGCAGCCAGGACAGAAGGCGAAAAGAUCGAAGUCACUCCUCUUUCUAUGUAUAACUUCUUCAUUGAGAAAGGAACUAAUGAAAUCUGCUUUUCAUUAGCCAUGAGUCCAAUUGGGGAUGCCUUCCGGAACCGCCUGCGAAUGUUCCCUUCUCUAAUCAAUUGCUGCACAAUUGACUGGUUCCAGUCUUGGCCCACAGAUGCCCUGGAGUUGGUGGCCAACAAAUUUCUAGAAGAUGUAGAGCUUGAUGACAAUAUUCGGAUAGAAGUCAUCUCCAUGUGCAAAUAUUUCCAGGAGAGUGUGAAAAAGCUGUCACUUGAUUAUUACAACAUCCUUCGAAGACACAACUAUGUUACCCCCACCUCCUACCUUGAAUUGAUCCUAACAUUCAAGACACUCCUGAAUAAGAAGAGGCAAGAGGUUGAUAUGAUGAGGAAUCGAUACCUGACAGGCCUGCAGAAACUUGAAUUUGCAGCUUCACAGGUAGCCGUCAUGCAAGUAGAACUGACUGCCCUCCAACCCCAACUCAUUCAGACCUCUGAGGAGACCGCUAAGAUGAUGGUGAAAAUCGAAGCAGAGACUCAAGAAGCUGAUGCCAAGAAACUGCUAGUGCAAGCAGAUGAAAAAGAAGCCAAUGCUGCUGCUGCCAUUGCUCAAGGAAUCAAGAAUGAAUGCGAAGGGGACCUGGCAGAGGCGAUGCCGGCGCUCGAGGCUGCGCUCGCUGCACUGGACACACUGAACCCGGCAGAUAUCUCGCUGGUGAAGGCCAUGCAGAACCCACCCGGUCCUGUCAAGCUGGUCAUGGAGAGCAUCUGUGUGAUGAAAGGGCUGAGACCAGAAAGGAAGCCGGACCCCAGUGGCAGCGGUAAAAUGAUAGAAGAUUACUGGGGGGUAUCAAGAAAGAUUCUCGGAGAUCUGAAAUUCUUGGAAAGUCUCAAGACAUAUGACAAAGACAACAUUCCUCCAGUGAUCAUGAAGAGGAUCCGGGAAAGGUUUAUCGAUCACCCAGAUUUCCAGCCUGCUGUAAUUAAAAAUGUAUCAUCUGCAUGUGAGGGUCUGUGCAAGUGGGUGAGGGCCAUGGAGGUGUAUGAUCGUGUGGCCAAAGUGGUGGCUCCCAAACGGGAGCGGCUGAAGGAAGCUGAGGGGAAGCUGGACACACAGAUGCAGAAACUGAACCAGAAACGAGCGGAGCUGAAGCUAGUGGAAGACCGUCUCCAGGCCCUGAACGAUGACUUUGAAGAGAUGAAUACCAAGAAAAAGACAUUGGAGGGAAACAUUGAAAUCUGUUCCCAAAAGCUGAUCAGGGCAGAAAAACUGAUUAGUGGUCUUGGAGGAGAGAAAGACAGAUGGACAGAAGCCGCUCGGCAGCUGGGCAUCCGUUAUACUAAUCUGACGGGGGAUGUGUUGUUGUCCUCUGGGACUGUGGCUUACCUGGGGGCCUUUACUGUGGAUUAUCGGGCUGAGUGCCAGAAGCAGUGGUUGGCCCAAUGUAAGGACAAGGUCAUCCCUGGCUCCAGUGACUUCAGUCUUAGCAACACAUUAGGAGAUCCUGUAAAAAUUCGUGCCUGGCAGAUUGCUGGGCUUCCCAUUGACUCCUUCUCCAUUGACAAUGGCAUCAUUGUAUCCAAUUCCAGACGCUGGGCCUUAAUGAUUGACCCUCAGGGGCAGGCCAAUAAAUGGAUCAAGAAUAUGGAGAAAGCAAAUAAGCUGUCAGUCAUCAAGUUCUCAGAUACCAACUACGUGAGGACGCUAGAACACGCCCUGCAGUUUGGUGCCCCAGUCUUACUAGAAAAUGUUGGGGAAGAGUUGGAUGCCUUUAUUGAACCCAUCUUGCUCAAGUCCACAUUCAAACAGCAAGGGGUUGAGUACAUGAGGCUUGGUGAAAACAUCAUCGAAUACUCCAGAGAUUUUAAGUUAUACAUCACAACCCGUUUGAGGAACCCACAUUACCUCCCUGAGGUGGCCGUGAAAGUCUGUCUCCUCAACUUUAUGAUCACUCCCUUGGGCCUCCAAGAUCAACUCCUUGGCAUCGUGGCUGCCAAGGAGAAGCCAGAACUUGAAGAGAAAAAGAACAAGUUGAUUGUGGAAAGUGCCAAGAACAAGAAACAACUAAAGGAAAUUGAAGAUAAGAUAUUGGAGGUCCUUUCCCUUUCUGAGGGCAACAUACUUGAGGAUGAGACCGCCAUCAAAAUUUUGUCUUCUUCCAAAGUGCUGUCUGAAGAAAUCUCUGAGAAACAGGAAAUUGCUUCAGUGACAGAAACACAGAUCGAUGAGACCCGUAUGGGCUACAAGCCAGUGGCUGUUCAUUCUGCCACCAUCUUCUUUUGUAUCUCUGACCUGGCCCACAUUGAACCCAUGUACCAGUACUCCCUGACAUGGUUCAUAAACCUCUACAUGCAGUCUCUGGCCCAUAGCAAGAAGAGCGAGGAACUAGAGCUACGGAUUGAGUACAUCAUUGAUCAUUUCACCCUCAGCAUCUACAACAAUGUCUGCCGCUCUCUGUUUGAGAAGGACAAGCUGCUUUUCUCCCUCCUCUUGACAAUAGGAAUCAUGAAAGAGAAAAAGCAAAUUAAUGAGGAAAUUUGGUACUUUCUUCUAACUGGAGGCAUUGCCCUGGACAACCCUUUCCCCAACCCAGUUUCUGAGUGGCUGUCUGAGAAGGCAUGGGCAGAAGUGGUCCGUGCAUCUGCAUUGCCAAAACUGAAAGGCCUUAUGGAACAUUUGGAACAAAAUGGUAAUGAAUGGAAGUUCAUCUAUGACUCAGCCUGGCCCCAUGAGGAAACAUUCCCUGGAUCUUGGAAGUUUCUUCAAGAUUUGGAGAGGAUGGUGAUCCUCCGAUGUUUGCGGCCCGACAAAAUGAUUCCAGCCGUUCGGGGGUUCAUUGCUGAACACAUGGGAAAUGUAUACAUUGAAGCCCCUACGUUUGAUCUCCAGGGGUCCUACAAUGAUUCCAAUUGCUGUGCACCGUUGAUAUUCGUGUUGUCUCCAGGUGCAGACCCAAUGGCAGGCCUGCUGAAAUUUGCUGAUGAUCUUGGCAUGGGAGGUACCAAAACACAGACCAUCUCCCUUGGCCAAGGCCAAGGCCCUAUUGCUGCCAAAAUGAUCAACAAUGCCAUCAAAGAUGGGACCUGGGUGGUCUUACAGAACUGCCAUCUGGCCACAAGCUGGAUGCCUGCUCUGGAGAAGAUCUGUGAGGAGGUGAUUGUUCCUGAGAGCACCCACGUGGGAUUCAGACUCUGGUUAACCAGCUAUCCCUCAGAGAAGUUUCCAGUCAGCAUCCUUCAAAAUGGGAUUAAAAUGACCAAUGAGCCCCCUAAAGGGCUCCGGGCCAAUCUUUUGCGCUCUUACCUCAAUGACCCCAUCUCAGACCCCGUGUUCUUCCAAAGCUGUACCAAAGCAGUAAUGUGGCAAAAGUUAUUGUUUGGCCUUUGCUUCUUCCAUGCCAUCGUUCAAGAGAGGAGAAACUUUGGACCCCUAGGUUGGAAUAUUCCUUAUGAAUUCAAUGAAUCUGACCUGAGGAUUAGUAUGCGACAGAUCCAGAUGUUUCUGAAUGAUUACAAGGAGGUGCCAUUUGAUGCUCUGACCUACCUGACAGGGGAAUGUAAUUAUGGAGGCAGAGUAACGGAUGACAAAGAUAGGAGGCUCCUGCUAUCCCUUCUGUCCACGUUCUACUGUAAGGAAAUCGAGCAGGACCAUUACUUUCUUGCUCCUGGAGACACUUACUACAUCCCUCCUCAUGGCUCCUACCAGUCGUAUAUCGACUAUCUCAGGAACCUCCCUAUCACAGCCCACCCAGAAGUGUUUGGCCUCCAUGAGAACGCUGACAUCACCAAAGACAACCAGGAAACCAACCAGCUAUUUCAAGGGGUGCUCCUGACCCUCCCUAGGCAGUCAGGAGGGAGUGGCAAGUCCCCUCAGGAAGUGGUUGAGGAGCUGGCCCAGGACAUACUCUCCAAGCUUCCCAGUGAAUUUGACUUGGAGUUGGUCAUGAAGUUGUACCCUGUGGUCUAUGAAGAAUCCAUGAACACUGUCCUAAGGCAAGAGCUCAUCAGAUUCAACAGAUUGACAGAAGUGGUUCACAGAAGCCUCAUCGAUCUUGGCCGAGCAAUUAAAGGGCAGGUUCUGAUGUCCUCAGAGCUGGAGGAUGUCUUCAGUAGCAUGCUUGUGGGUAAAGUGCCAGCCAUGUGGAUGGCAAAGUCCUAUCCAUCACUGAAGCCCCUGGGAGGCUAUGUGGCUGACCUGCUAGCCCGCCUGGCCUUCUUCCAGGAAUGGAUUGACAAUGGACCUCCUGUGGUCUUUUGGAUCUCUGGAUUCUACUUUACACAGUCUUUUUUGACAGGAGUCUCUCAGAAUUAUGCUCGGAAAUACACCAUCCCCAUUGAUCACAUUGGAUUUGAGUUUGAGGUAACCACACAAGAAACAGUCAUGGAGAGUAACCCAGAAGAUGGGGCCUACAUAAAAGGACUCUUCUUAGAAGGUGCCCGUUGGGACAGGAAAAAGAUGCAGAUCGGGGAGUCUUUCCCCAAAAUCCUCUAUGAUCCAUUACCCAUCAUUUGGCUGAAACCUGGGGAAAGUGCAAUGUUUCUGCAUCAGAACAUUUAUGUGUGUCCAGUCUACAAAACAAGUGCCAGGAGAGGUACCCUCUCCACAACAGGGCACUCCACCAACUAUGUCCUAUCCAUUGAACUCCCAACUGACAGGCCUCAGAAGCACUGGAUAAACCGAGGAGUUGCCUCUCUGUGCCAGCUAGAUAAUUGAUGGCAUGUGUCUCAACAGAGAAAAUAAAAAAUAAAAAGAGUAUCAUUCUUGACUGACGUAUAGCUUUCCUUUCUUGAGAGUCACAUGGUAUGAUGCUGAUCACCAGGGAAGCCCCAAUGAUGAUGACAGUUACAUUAAUGGAGCACUUGCCAUGAUCUAGGUAUUUUAGCACACUCCUAUAAAGUAAGUUAUUAUCCUUACUUUAUGGGUGCAGAAACCAAGAUAUAGAGAAAGUAAUAUUCUCCAAGUCAGGUAGUUACUAAAACAGUGGAGCCUAGUUUUGAAUAUAGGCAAUAGGAUUCUUCAGCCUAGACCUUGAAUCACUAAGGUCCCUGGCUAAGCUCUUUGAUUUUUUUUUUUUUCCUAUUAUUUUGCCAUAACUGUCACUGAAUUUUAAUUGCUUCUCUACUAGUAUGUUAGAUAGUAUCACCAACUCAAUGGACAUGAAUUUGAUCAAACUCUGGAGAUAGUGAAGGACAGGGAAGCCUGGUGUGCUGCAGUCCAUGGUGUUGCAAAGAGUCAGACAUGACUUAGUGACUGAAUUAUACUCACUGUUGUCUCCAUUUCAGUGAUGCAAAAAUGGAGGCUUAGAAAAGUAACUAGUUCAAUUUUACAGCUAGCCAGUGGUACCCAAAUUCUUCUUCACUAGCUUACACAGAUGGGCAGAAAUUUCAAAGAAAGGAGACAUGGGAGAACCAUUAUUUGUUGCUUGCCAUGGUUUAUCCUUGGGCUUUUAGAUAUCCUGCCUGUUCCUAUGAUUGUCUUCCCCUGUAGAAACUCAGGAAGACUAAGUAUCUUGUCUAUGAUCACCCAGUUCUGUCACACUGAGGAGGCAGGUUUUGAGCCAAGGUCUGUCUGGCUCUAGAACCCAUUCAUUUUUCACUGCUUCGUGCUGCCUCCUUCUUGAGGACUUGGGUAUAUUGUGAUGUGGAAUUUUAGAGGAGAUGUGUAGUUCCAACAACCAUGUCCAAGAAAUUUUUAGUUUAUCACUAUUUCUCCCCAGGGCCAGCUGGAAGAGAAUCCCAAAGGAGAUAAAAACAAAAUUCUUGAUGUAUUCUCAGCUAACUCUCAUGUAGCUCUUUGGCUCUAAUGGCUACCAAAGGCAUUCCAUUGGUCAGUUCACAGAUGAGCAAAGACAUAAGACUUCGUGAAUCUUAAUAUGUCUGGCCUGGCUUCCCAGCUUCUUCACCAGAAGAAACGUUCUGACUUGGGCUGUUUUUCUUGAACGAAGCUUCUGAGAACCACAAAAACAUAUUUCAGGAAACUUGUUUCCUCAUGGCAACAUGGAGUCAAAUUCUGAUUGAGGAUUCUGAAUUCUGAGGUCAGCAAAUGAUCUAAUUGAUCCUAAGUGCAAAAGCAGGGCGGGGCUGGGGGGGGGGUGGUUCUCCAAAUCUUGCCAGUGGGCAAUAAAGAGUGAGGAGGAGACACUUUUUCUCAGCUCUAAGUAUGUGGCUCAAAACCUAUUUUUUUUUAAAGAAACAUAACUUUUUCCAAUUGAGGGAAAAAAGAUCAGAAUUAACAGAUAGGUAGAACUGCCAUAUUGUCUAUUAUUCCAAAUAGAUUGUUAAGUCAUAUGAGAUGGAAGGGUGGUCAGGAACCCAAAUCCCUGAAAUGUUGAACUGGUUGAGGUAAGUCAGACUGCAAAUGAUAAGGCAGUAAAGAGGUUGCUAAAAGGACAACUGAAAUUCAAUUACAGUUAUCUAACUCUAGCGUCAGCAGCAAAAAGCUGAUGGAGGCAGGGACUGUUUCAUUCCUCAGCGGUCAAGGGACAGAACGUUUGUAUGUAAUGGAUUAAAUUUUUGUAAUUAAAAAAAAUUUACCUCUGGGAAAGUGCAGUAGGUUCUUCAGAAGUCCUGGUGAAUUAGAGGCUGGAACUCUGGAGCAGGAACAGCCAGAGAUCAGCUCUGUGAGAAGCUGUGGGCCCUGUCUAAAAAUAGCUCAGCAGAUGACAUCAGACAAACCUUGUCACCAAGCUAGUUCUCUCUCUCUAAAAAUCUGGCUCUUGAGUAAAUAGUUUUCAGUCCUUGUCAGCCUUGGAAGAAAAUGUCAUUAAAAGAGGGGGUGUAGGGGAUGCUUCCAAAAGACCAACGAUUUAAUAGGGGGUUAAAGAGAAAAAGUUAUUAUAAACAAGUAGGUUUCAUGGAAAGUUUGGGAGGAAAUUAUGAUUUUGUGUAAUAGAGUAUGCAUCUUUGCAAAGGCAGGUAGGCAUAUAUAAUUCACAUUUAGCUUAAGAUUCCUGGCACACAGAAGGUACUUAGAAGUUAACUAGCAAUUAGAUGGACUUUCAUUUUGGAGGAGUCCUUCCAUUUUGGAGGAAGGAUGAUUUCUACUUCUCAUAGAGUAAGAUAAAAAUUGCAUAUUCAAAAUCACCUUGAGUUACUUAGAAAGGGAUCAUGAUGGGGACAGCAAGUCAUGUUUCACUCAGUUCAGCACAGCUAGUUUUUCCUCCAUUCCAAGAACAGGUCAUUGUUUCAUUGACUGACCACCAGAUAAAGUAGCUGGCUUGAGUUCACAGGCCUUAUAUUGUUUUAGAAACACUUAACUUUAAACAUUAGAACCACCUCUUGGCAGGGAAAUACUUCCACAGUGAGAUCAGACAGAAAGAGACUGACUGAUGGAACAGCAUAUUGAUGUCUCCAAAUUCAAGUUAGGCUGGGGUAUGUGUUCACUGAAUGGCUGUGGAGUGGCCAACAUGCCAACCAACAUAUUUAAAUUUAUCUCUUCAUCAAAGGCCUAUAGCUAUAUUUUUAUUAAAUAUGUACAUGCUAUAUCUCUUUUGACACAGUAUUAUAUUUGCUUUCAAUGUUAUUGACAAACCCUGCAAUAUGUACUUAACCUGUGUGAGAGAGCACGCUCCUGCUCACAGGAACAUUUUUGAAACUGAAAUAUACAUACUUUAAAUUAAAGAAUCUGUG